Molecule: messenger RNA, 2824 nt
Organism: Lathyrus oleraceus (garden pea)
Lineage: Eukaryota; Viridiplantae; Streptophyta; Magnoliopsida; Fabales; Fabaceae
Product: importin beta-like SAD2
Exons: 15
Coding region: 84-2177 (697 amino acids)
Biological process (GO): protein import into nucleus
Cellular component (GO): cytosol; nuclear envelope
Source: RefSeq, a predicted model, not a curated record
CAUCGUGUUUCAGGAUAUGUUGAUUCUUGAGUUAACAUUUUCUCUUUGAAAUUUUUUUAACAUGCAGUAUUUCAAAGAACAGCAUGUAUACUGUGAUGCAGCCUCGGCUUGAUGUUCUUCUUUUUGAAAUCGUUUUUCCUCUUAUGUGCUUUAAUGAUAAUGAUCAAAAGCUUUGGGACGAAGAUCCUCAUGAAUAUGUUAGGAAAGGCUAUGACAUUAUUGAAGACUUGUAUAGUCCUAAGACGGCCUCUGUGGAUUUUGUGAGUGAGCUGCUUCGGAAACGCAGGGAAGAUAAUUUUCAUAAAUUUGUGCAAUUCAUAGUUGAAAUUUUGAAAAGGUAUGAUGAAGCACCGGUAGAAUACAAGUCUUAUAGACAGAAAGAUGGCGCUCUUCUUGCUAUUGGGACACUCUGUGACAAAUUGAAACAAACCGAGCCCUAUAAAUCUGAACUUGAGCGUAUGUUAGUGCAACAUGUAUUUCCAGAGUUCGGCAGCCCCGUUGGUCAUCUCAGGGCCAAGGCAGCAUGGGUUGCAGGACAAUAUGCCCACAUUAGCUUCUCGGAUCAGAACAAUUUCCGAAAGGCAUUGCAGUGUGUUGUAUGUGGAAUGCGAGAUCCUGAACUUCCUGUCCGCAUUGAUUCUGUUUUUGCUUUGCGUUCUUUCAUUGAAGCUUGCAAAGAUUUAGAUGAAAUUCGUCCUCUUCUCCCUCCACUCCUUGAUGAGUUCUUCAAACUUAUGAAUGAAGUUGAGAAUGAAGACCUUGUGUUUACUUUGGAGACUAUUGUGGACAAGUUUGGGGAAGAAAUGGCUCCUUAUGCACUUGGAUUAUGCCAAAAUUUGGCAGCUGCAUUUUGGAGGUGUAUGAACUCAGCCGACGCUGAUGAUGAAGAUGAUGAUCCAAGUUCUCUGGCUGCAGUUGGUUGCUUGCGUGCCAUUAGCACAAUACUUGAAUCAGUGAGCAGUCUUCCCCAAAUUUUUGUUCAAAUCGAGCCUACUUUGCUUCCCAUAAUGCGUAGCAUGUUAACGACCGAUGGUCAAGAGGUUUUUGAAGAAAUUUUGGAAAUUGCAUCAUAUAUGACUUUUUUCUCUCCAACAAUAUCAUUGGACCUAUGGAGUCUUUGGCCAAUAAUAAUGGAAGCACUAGCAGACUGGGCAAUUGAUUUCUUUCCAAAUAUAAUGGUUCCUCUGGACAAUUACAUUUCAAGGGGAACUGUUCAUUUCGUUACUUGCAAAGAACCUGACUAUCAACAGAGUUUGUGGAAUAUGAUUUCCUCUCUUAUGGCAGAUAAAAAUAUGGAGGAUAGUGAUAUUGAGCCAGCCCCAAAGCUUAUUGAAGUUGUCUUCCUAAACUGCAGAGGACUGGUGGACCACUGGGUUGAGCCGUAUCUCAGAAUUACAGUUGAACGCUUGCAUCGAACUGGAAAAUCAAAUUUAAAGUGUCUUCUCAUGCAAGUGAUUGCAGAUGGUCUAUACUACAAUGCUGCAUUGACUCUCAGCAUAUUGCAAAAGUUAGGUGUUGCAUCAGAAAUCUUCAAUCUUUGGUUUCAUAUGCUACAAGAAGUCAAGAAGAGUGGCGUGCGUGCUAAUUUUAAAAGGGAACAUGGUAAGAAAGUUUGCUGCCUUGGUUUAACAUCCUUGCUGGUACUUCCAGCUGAUCAAGUGCCAGGAGAGGUUUUAGGCCGGGUAUUCCGUGCCACUCUUGAUCUUCUGGUUGCAUACAAAGAUCAAGUUGCAGAAGCUGCAAAAGAGGAGGAAGAAGAAGAAGAUGAUGAUGAUAUGGACGGCUUUCAAACUGAUGAUGAAGUUGAGGACGACAGUGGUUCUGACAGGGAAAUGGGAGCUGAUGCUGAAGAUGGGGAUGAAGCUGCCAGUAGUAAUCUUAGAAAGUUGGCUGAUCAGGCAAAGUCAUUCAGGCCCAAUGACGAUGACUCGGAUGAUGACUUCAGUGACGACGAAGAUUUGCAAUCUCCAAUUGAUGAGGUGGAUCCUUUUAUUUUCUUUGUGGAUACAAUGAAAGUGAUGCAAUCAUCAGAUCCAAUAAAGUUUCAGAACUUGACCCAGACACUUGAGUUCUCUUAUCAAGCUCUUGCAAGUGGUGUUGCCCAGCAUGCUGAGAUGAGAAGAGGUGAGAUUGAGAAGGAAAAAGCAGAGAAGUCGUCAGCUAUCACAGAUUCUUAAGCUUUUGGGUGUACAUUCUUGGUUCUUGUUUUGCUGUUAUGCUAUCGGUUUUUUCUCUUGCACCGAUACUUUGUAAGAGAUGCAUAUAGAGUUAUACAUUUGAAGCAUUUAUUGGCUCGGUGGUCCUAGUUGAUCUAUGAGUCAAGAGUUUGCAGUUUUGAAAUGCCUUAAGAGUUUAGUAGGCUGAAGUUCCCAUUGAUUUCAGAGGAUGUCGGAUUCAGGAAACUGGAGUUUAGUGCUUCUGGCUACCUUUGGAUGAAAGUAUCAAUUCUUUUCACUUUUUGUGGAUCCUUCAUUUCAAGUCUCCGAUUGAAGUUUCACUGUUUCCAUCAUAUGGAAAUCCUUGUCCCAUUAGUGUAGUAGUGGCUUCAUGUCAAGUUCUGUGAUGUCUUUCUCCUGUCACAUCGACGGGGAAACUGAGGAGGCAUACUGGUUUGGCGCAUUGGCAGUUUUUGUUGAGAUAGUUUUGGAAUUAAUUUUUUGUAUUUUGACCAUUUUUGGUUAUAAUAAUUUUAAGUUGAGAGUCUAAAUCCACCGCUUAUUGAUUAAGGCGUCAGUUUUGGGACUAUGCAUUGUUGCUUGCUUACUGCAUAUAUUGUAUAACAAUUAUACUGAUCAUUAAGGAGGAUUAAAUAUGUUUUUGGUAA